Messenger RNA from Micromonas pusilla CCMP1545, 803 nucleotides. RefSeq lists its product as uncharacterized. Lineage: Eukaryota; Viridiplantae; Chlorophyta; Mamiellophyceae; Mamiellales; Mamiellaceae. The record is from RefSeq and is a predicted model, not a curated record. The transcript has 2 exons. Bases 179 to 658 code for a protein of 159 amino acids.
GAGAGUCCGAAAUCCCCGAGCGCGGCGAAUCCGAAUCCGGCGGAGGAAGAUGCGUCGCGGUCGCCGUCGCCCGUCGCGGUCGCCGUCGUCGCGGUCGCGGUCGCGCCGCCGCCGGAAGAGAAGGCGCGCGAGCCGACGCCGCUCGACGCGGAGGACGUAAGAACGGCCCUGAACGUGAAUGACGACGACGACGACGACGACGACGACGCGGCGGACAAAGAGAACGAAGAGAAGAACAAAGAGAACAAAGACUCGAGCGCGACGCUUCAAACCGCGAACGCGGACGCGAAGACGUCGUCGGCCGCGAAGACGAAGACGAAGUCGAAGAAGACGCCCCGCUCUUGGUUUAUUAAAAAGAAGAAGCCGCCUCGCGAUCGCGCCGCGGCGGCGGCGGACCUCGACGUUCCGCGGGGCGAGAUGGCGAAGGUGUUCGCCGCGAUGGGCGACCCGAUCGCGGUCGUCGCGACCGCGACGAUCGCGAGCGCGAGCGCGUCGUCGUCGUCGUCGUCGUCGUCGUCGUCGUCGUCGUCGUCGUCGUCGUCCGACACUUCCUUGUCGGACGCGCUGUCGGACGCGUCCGAUGACGCGUCUCGCGACGCGGUGGCGACCGCGACCGCCGCGAUGGACGCGCUCGACGCCGCGGUCGCCGCGUUCUUGACCGCGCGCGCGGCCGUGACGUCCGACGAGGCGAUCGAGCGAUCGAUCGACGCGCGCGCUUCGGCGGCGGCGGCGAAGCUCUCUUCGUCGUCGUCGGCGUCGUCGUCGUCGGCGGCGGCGGCGGCGUCCUCGGCGGCGGCGGCGUC